Molecule: messenger RNA, 1239 nt
Organism: Mangifera indica (mango)
Lineage: Eukaryota; Viridiplantae; Streptophyta; Magnoliopsida; Sapindales; Anacardiaceae
Product: axial regulator YABBY 1-like
Exons: 7
Coding region: 273-917 (214 amino acids)
Biological process (GO): polarity specification of adaxial/abaxial axis; fruit development; abaxial cell fate specification
Cellular component (GO): nucleus
Source: RefSeq, a predicted model, not a curated record
ACACCUAAUAUUAGCCAUCUUACAAAUAUACUAGAGGGAGAAAGAAGGAAAGUUAAGCUCUUUCUUGGUCUGUUCUAUCUCCUGCUAUAUUUUAGUUGCAUCUCUCUCUCUCUUUUCUUUCUCUAUCUUCUUACUAACUCUCCUUUAUAUCUAUUGGAACUCAACGAUAAAGGAGACCAGAUCGAGUUACGUUUUAUUUUACAAUCUUAUUAGUCCACUGAUAAGUCAAUCCAUCAAUCAGUCAAAUCAAAAUUUCAGUCGAAUCAUAAAGGAUGUCUUCUUCAACAUCUGCUUUUUCACCGGACCACCUCUCUUCUUCCGAGCAACUCUGUUACGUCCAUUGCAACUGUUGCGACACUGUCCUCGCGGUAAGUGUUCCUAGCUCUAGCUUGUUCAAGACUGUCACGGUUCGAUGCGGUCAUUGCACCAAUCUUUUGUCUGUGAACAUGCGUGCCUUGCUGCUUCCUGCUACGGCUAAUCAACUUCACCUGGGUCAUCCUUUCUUUACUCCUCAGAAUCUUCUGGAGGAGAUCCGAAACGUGCCAGCUAACAUGAUGAUGAUUAACCAGUCGAAUCCAACUGAAUCGUUUGUGCCUGGUCGAGGAGUUGAUCAGGAGAUCCCCAAGCCCCCGGUGGCUAACAGACCUCCGGAGAAGAGACAGAGAGUCCCAUCUGCCUACAACCGCUUCAUCAAGGACGAGAUCCAACGUAUCAAAGCUGGAAAUCCUGAUAUAAGCCACAGAGAGGCCUUUAGUGCUGCUGCAAAAAAUUGGGCUCAUUUCCCACAUAUCCAUUUCGGACUUAUGCCAUCUGAUCAACCCGUGAAGAAAACUAAUAUGCGCCAACAGGAAGGCGAGGACGUGCCCAUAAAAGAUGGUUUCUUCACUCCAGCUAAUGUGGGUGUCACCCCUUACUAAAAUUAGAACUGAAGCUAGCUGUUAGGGUUUUUUUUUUACUAUGUGUUCUUCUAGCUAUCCGUUCUUUUUAUUUUAAGUGUUUUUUAGGAACCUCGCUCAUGUUUAAGAUUUCUUCUUAGAAGACUGUCAAGAGUUUGGAUUGCUUGUUUCUGGUGCUAAUGAUGUGGGAAGAAGGUCUUUAAAAAACUUGAAUGUUAGUGAAUCCUAGCAACUAAGGUCCGUCGAACCCACCUAAAAAUGAAAAUCUCUAUGCGUGUGGAUUAAGUUUUCGGGCAUUGUGCUUACUCUUCACUUACAGCAAGCUCGGUAAACUGUUCUUACA